AAUCAGAAAACUUAAAAGCUGAUUAUACUUAUAAUAGAAAAAACUAUAAAGAAGCUCAAAAAUUUUAUGAUAAAUAUAUGAUCUUGUUUAAUGAAAUAGAACUUUAUCAAUAUUACAAUUUAACAGAAAUCGAAACAGAAUUACAAUUUCAACAUGUUGGUGAAUUGUUAGCAAAAAAAUUAAAUUAUCGAUUUAUUAAUAGUGAAUUAUUCUAUCAUUACAUAGCAACAAAAUUUUCUGAUUUAGAAGAAUUUAGAAUAAUUUCAUGGUUGUCAAAUCAACAAGAAGAAAAUAUAUUAACCCAAGUUAAUCAAAUCAAUAACAAUCAAUUAAUUUCAGAUAAAUUGUUAAUUAAAGUUGUAAAUAAUAUUAAUAUUCGUAAAGCUAUUAACAAAGUUAUACAAAAAAUCACAAAGCAAAAGGCAUAUAUUGUGGCAGGUCGUGAUGCUACUUUUAAUAUACUUCCUGAUGCUAAAAUCAAGAUUUUUUUAACAGCUAAAUUCAAUGCUCGAGUUAAUCAUCGAAUCAAAUAA
Messenger RNA from Racocetra fulgida, 533 nucleotides. The record is from the annotation of a GenBank genome assembly. NCBI's taxonomy places the organism in Eukaryota, Fungi, Glomeromycota, Glomeromycetes, Diversisporales, Gigasporaceae.